This is a messenger RNA of Naumovozyma castellii, 1107 nucleotides long. RefSeq names its product Aim23p (gene AIM23). The transcript has a single exon. The record is from RefSeq and is a predicted model, not a curated record. NCBI's taxonomy places the organism in Eukaryota, Fungi, Ascomycota, Saccharomycetes, Saccharomycetales, Saccharomycetaceae. The coding region runs from base 1 to 1107 and encodes 368 amino acids.
AUGUUGAGGUUGUACAAAGUUCCCGUUAUUUACAAGUCGAUUAACAGAUGUACAAUAAGGGGAAUUUACUUUAGUACAAAUAAGCCUAAGGUUAAGGAGACCUCUGAGGAUUGGGAGGCUAAGAAUCAAAUUCUUCUGAACACAACUGCAAGUUUGCAAUCAGACAAUAACAAGAGUAAGUCGACUGACUCUCGGACUAAAAGGAAAGGAUCUCCUACGAAUUUAUAUUCUAAAGGUAAUAAACACCAUGAUUCACAAAAGCAGAAGACUAAUUAUAAAAACAAGGCCAGGAGGUUAGUUAUUCGAUGGACAACGGGAUCUGAGAGAGCCCAAGAGGCUGCAAAUGCAAUCGUUCAAAGAUUACUAAAGAUUAAUCAUAGAGGAACGGUUAAGUUUUUAAAUAAAGAAACGAAACAAUUGGAGGUUGGAAAUCUGAGAGGUUUUCUUAAAGGAAUCGAUUUAAAAGAAAAAGGUAUCUCAAUUGUGAAUAUUGAGAAAGAACAAAAUCAAAGCAUUCCUGUUGUAAAAUUAGUUGAGAGUAAAGUAGCUUUAAAGGCAUUUUCGGACGAACUAGCCAAGCAGAAGGCCAUUGAAAUGAGCACACUGGGUUUAAUGAGUAAGAAAUAUCUGACCUCGCAGGAAGGAGAAAAGAAGGAGGCUAAUACUCUGAAGCAGAUAAAGAUAUCAUGGCAUAUAACAGAUGAUGAUUUAUGUAAACAAAAGGCGCAUGAGAUCACUAAUUUACUAAAGAAAGGUUUUAAAGUUAACAUAUAUCUUGACGACAAGAAAAAUUGUGAGUCUACAAAUUGGCUGGAAUUUUUUGAGGACAUAGAAAAGAAUACCAGUAAGGCAAAGAUCUCUAACAAAGAAUCAGUUAUUAGAAAGAAUGUAUUCGAAACACUUUUGGAAAUUGUUGGCGAAUAUUCAGUCAAGCCUACAAUGGAGGGAAAUUUAGAAACACGAAUGUUACUGAAAUUAAGCCCAAAACCAUCACUCAAAGAUACGACAGAUAUUCGAAAGCUUAAAGAACAACGGAAGAAGGAAAGGCAAGAAAAGUUGUUAAGAAGAAUAGAGAAGAAGAGAGAAAAACAAGAAGAAACUGUAUGA